UUGUAAUAUCGUAGCAUUCGAGAAUUUAUUACAGUAGGUUGGAGUAUACAAUCGAAAUUAAACUCGCGGAAUUAAAUUAAUUCUAAUAUUUUCUACCUUUUAAUAUAAAUCAUAAACCAAACGAUUCAGUUGUUUAAAAUGAAAUUGAGUGUAUGUAAUUUAAUAUUAUAUUUGUAUAUAACAUGUGACUGUAAUGUUAAAUUAAUGGUAACGCGUAUCUAUUAGGCUGUAUAAAUUGAAUCAAAUAGUAAAAUGGUAAUGGUCUAUCCCUUUGUAAUAGUUAUAGUUGGCACAUGUUUGUCAACCGUGGAAGGAAACGAAUAUGAAGAUGAAGAAAAGAUGUACCAGUUGGUAUCCCCUGAUCAACAUACCCGUACCCCACGCCUGGAGGAUUUCUUCUGGACGGGGUCUGGUGAUGGGCCUCCUCCACCAGACUUGUCACUUCCACUCCCAACGCCAACAGCUCCGAUUGUGCGAACUACCACAGUCCUGGCAACUGUUUAUUUGGAUUCAUAUUCGCCACAGGCGGUGACAGACAAGACCAGCGGGGAAUGCGUGCUCAACUGCGACGCAACACCUGACAGCUUAGAGCCAGACAUUCCAGAGGACCGGCGUUACUGGCUCCUGACCGUCAUCCAAGGGUCCACCCCUGAUAGUCUCCAGCUAAGGCUAGCAAGGUUAUACCAAAAAGCCUUCUUGAGACAACAAGAACGACAUCUUGGUAUAAUCAAAUCUCUUGAUGCACCAACUCCCAGAAAGAAACACGAUGUACAUUCCUUUGUUAUUAAUAAGGAUAAUGAAUUUAAAGACAUAAGUACCAACACUGCCAAAACUCCCCAAAAACUGUACGAUAACCAAACUUUAAUAAGCUUAGAUGAUUUAGCAGUUAAUACAGACAUGCAAGUAUCUGGUAAUGUAACAACAAGUGAUUCCAAGAAUAAAAGUUAUUUAGCAAAUAUAGAAAUGUUUUCAAUAGAUGAAAACGAUUCACCAAUAGAACCGAUUAAAGUAACAAAGCUCAAUGAAGUAGAAACGUGGAUACUAGUAACUCCGACUGUUGUAAUACAUAAGAGGGAUGUGGAAGAAGUAAUUGAGAAUACUAAAGAAGAUCUCAUAGAUCUACCGUUAGAAGAAGAGACGAAUAAUGAGACUGUGUUGUUUAAGAGAGAAAUCAUCAAACCUGAGCAACAACCUCCUGUUCAAGUGCAUAUACAGAAUAUAACUGAGUCAACAGAAGGCAUCGUUCAAAUAGUAUAUGUAGUGCUAGUAGGUGGUAGAGCCGUACCAGCGGCGGUAGCAGCGAGAGACAUGCGUCUAGUGAGAGAUGCUGAAGUUGCGAAGGAACUAGGUGCCGUGGUCACUACUAAAGCUGAGCCAGCGUACCUGAAAGCGGCUGAAGGAUUGGAAGGAGAAGCGGGAACGACUGGCGUGCAUGGCACUGAGCUGUGGGCUUUGGCAGUGGGAUCCACUGUUGCUAUACUGGUGCUCUUGGUUCUGCUGGUUCUGCUGUGUUUUGCUCACAGAAAGAAAAACAUAAAAUCAGCAGCAUCCUUACGCGCGUACAGAAAUGAGCUGAUGAUGGAAGCGGAGCGCAAGCAGAUGAAGCAAAUCAACGACGAGAAGGACUCCAAGUUGAUUAGCGUGGUUUCUCCAAGUAGAACGAGACCCAGCAGUGUUUUACUACCAAUAUACAGAACUGGUAGUGGUUCAGGUUCUUCCAGCACCACUUCGUCUGGUGUGUCGGAAGUGGCGGCCGCUCUUCGGAGACGACAGAAGAAACCACAUGCUCUGAGGAUGCCACAGAAAAAACGAGUGGGAACAACAGACAGUCUGCUCGAAGCAGCUGGCUUGGACAGUUCGGACAGCGGACAAUUGUCGCCUUCCGUACCAGCUACACCUACUUCAUAUCUCUCUAUGCCUUCCGUUAAUGCUUUUCCGAGGGGUAACUUAGUAGAACCACUCUCCAAAAUCCUCGAACCAGUUUCAGUGAGACAUCUAGACAUCGAUUCAUCACCGACCAGCCCCAAGGAAGUCAAACCCAAGAGUGGCAAAGAAGUUGUUCCACGAAGACAGAUGCCAUCUCAGUUGGUACGACUUGGAAGUAUAGAUAAGGACCCCGGGGUGAUUGGACCCUUGGUCUGGGAUCUACACUGCCAGAGGAUAAAGGAUGUGUCAAAGCCGUCAAGUCCUGCGAAGUCAGUGCCGUCAUCAGCUCGCCAACCUGGCUCGUCCCGCAUGAGGCAGCGCUUCAACGAGCUCAUGGAUGAUGCCUUCACGUUGUUCGGCAGCGCGGCUUCAAGUGCUGACUCGCACCACACCUUUACUAUACCCGCCCAAGAGAGUAGGGACAGUGGAGAGAAGACUGCAGAACCAGUGGUGACGCAAGCUCGUAACGACAACGUUCGUCUUCCCGGCUCGCCGUACACCGCCCUACACAUCGUCAGAGGCCGAUCUGCAGGACCCGGGAGAGGUAGUGCCACAACGGACAGCAGCGCGAGUAGACCACGCACCGCGCUGCUGCGAGGCACGGCCGACCGGCCCCUGCCCACCCCGGCCUGGCCUUCUGCACCUUCACAUCGGCAUCCAGUCCCCAUAGUGAACCCAGCUUUCAUCACGGCGGAGGGUAGACUGGCCCCGGAUGACCCGGCUUUGCCGCUCAUAUCGGCUAUCAAGAGCGAGAUACAACGCGUCAGGGAUGAUGCUAAAAAGUCUGCACAUUAAAAUGGGUUUAGUUGAGAAAGGGUCGAACUUCACCUGUUAAUCUAAUGAAAGUAUUUUUUUAGACAACUCACUCAUUUUAUUAGGC
Messenger RNA from Maniola jurtina (meadow brown), 2806 nucleotides. RefSeq lists its product as uncharacterized. Lineage: Eukaryota; Metazoa; Arthropoda; Insecta; Lepidoptera; Nymphalidae. The coding region runs from base 253 to 2721 and encodes 822 amino acids. The transcript has 16 exons. The record is from RefSeq and is a predicted model, not a curated record.